This is a messenger RNA of Suillus subalutaceus, 1680 nucleotides long. RefSeq lists its product as uncharacterized. The record is from RefSeq and is a predicted model, not a curated record. Gene Ontology annotation, cellular component: intracellular membrane-bounded organelle. Gene Ontology annotation, biological process: magnesium ion homeostasis. Lineage: Eukaryota; Fungi; Basidiomycota; Agaricomycetes; Boletales; Suillaceae. Bases 84 to 1361 code for a protein of 425 amino acids. The transcript is spliced from 16 exons.
UGUCAUUGGGCUUUGCCAAGACUUUUAUCCGCUUUAAUAACGUUCAAAAGGAAACGCAGUGAUAGUUUUGUUUCUUUUGCCCCAUGAUUAUUACUCUUGCCCGCUCGCUGCUCAUGGAGCCCCCUGAGACAACGGGAGAGCCAGUGGAUUCAGCUACCUUCUGGUGGAGGAUUGCUAUGAGUGCCGUCCUUGUGCUUGCGGGAGGUGUAUUUGCAGGAUUAACUCUCGGGCUGAUGGGGCUCGAUGAAUUGCACCUGCGUGUCCUGGCUACGUCGUCAGAGGAUUUGACGGAGAAGCGCAAUGCGCAGAAAGUAUUAAAACUGAUGCAGAGAGGUCGGCAUUGGGUAUUAGUGGUGCUUCUUCUGGGCAACGUUGUCAUCAACGAAAGUUUGCCCAUCUUUCUCGAUGGUGCUAUUGGUGGGGGCAUUGCGGCCGUUGUGAUAUCUACCACAGCGAUAGUUAUUUUUGGAAUUAUCCCCCAGGCUGUCAGUGUCAGAUAUGGCCUCGCAAUUGGCGCAAGGUGUGCGCCUUUUGUGCUCUGCCUUAUGUAUUUAUUUGCUCCUAUCGCGUACCCUACUGCGAAGCUUCUCGAUUGCGUUCUGGGCCAGAAUGAGGGCCAUACGUACAAGAAGGCUGAGCUCAAAUCUUUUCUGCAGUUCCAUCGCACGGGAGAGGAACCGCUACGAGAUGACGAGAUCAGCAUAUUGAAUGGUGUGCUGGAGCUCAAUACAAAGAAUGUGGAGACAAUCAUGACACCCAUCAAGGACGUUGUAACGCUGAGCUCAGACACUAUUCUUGAUCACACGACUGUAGACGCAAUUCUCACAAGCGGUUACUCACGCUUUCCUAUACAUGAACCCGGGAAUCCACUAGCAUUUCAGGGGCUUCUACUCAUUAAAAAGCUGUUGGUAUAUGACCCGGCGCGAGCUCUCCCAGUCUCGGAUUUCAAGCUCUCGAUUCUUCCCGAAGCACAUCCCAGUAUAAAUUGUUUCCAGGCGCUAGAUUACUUUCAAACGGGACGCGCCCACUUGCUAUUGGUUAGUCGGACACCUGGGAUUGCAGGCGGUGGAAUUGGAGUGAUCACACUCGAAGAUAUUAUUGAGGAGAUCAUAUCAGAAGAAAUCGUGGAUGAAACAGAUCGAUACGAGGAUAAUCAGAGUAAAAGGCGUGCGAAGCGAAUGACUACGUCUACUGUAAUGCGGGGGAUUGUGGAGCGAGAACGAAGUUUAACACGAGUGCCGUCCUUCGAGCGGACACCCCUGUUGCGCGAGACACCUCUCAUGUCAUCUUCUCCGCGUUCCGAGACUAAUCAUCCGACUCCUCGCUACGGCGCGAUACUCAGCCAGUCCCCAAAAAUAUGAAGAUUCCAACCAUGUCCAGUGACAGGGUGUACACUACCGGAUUUUUUGCAGUUAUCGGGAUGAAUCUCUUUGUUUUUAGUGUCUUGACUCGUCGAGAUUAAUCUAGAUCUCGGAUUCAAUUGGUUGGGUAUUGGUCUUUUGCUUCUUGACAUGGGCACGCACAUCCGCGCGAUGACAGCUGUGUCUAUCGAUCCGUGCCCUCUGAGCUUUAGACUCAGUGUCGGGUUCAAACUUCGAAGAAAAUGUACUAUCUAAUUAGACAAUUAUUUCCUCACUGUUCUUAUCAGAAAUUUAUCAGCUGCGAAAUUGAUGUUUGGGG